This is a messenger RNA of Cydia strobilella, 5013 nucleotides long. Its product is annotated as follistatin. Lineage: Eukaryota; Metazoa; Arthropoda; Insecta; Lepidoptera; Tortricidae. The record is from RefSeq and is a predicted model, not a curated record. Gene Ontology annotation, biological process: negative regulation of activin receptor signaling pathway; cell differentiation; multicellular organism development. The transcript has 6 exons. Bases 384 to 1364 code for a protein of 326 amino acids. Gene Ontology annotation, molecular function: activin binding; protein binding.
AAGCGAUCGGUGUUAUCGGAGCGAUCGUAGGUGUAGUUCCGUAGGGCUUUCGACUCUAGUGUUUCGGCUGUCUGUCUGCCGCGUGGCGCGGUCGCGGUCGUCGACUCGCUGCACUUGCACCGGGUCCUCGGCGCUCGGCGCUCGGCGCUCGGCCACGCGCUCGGUCAGUGCGCGCCAACACACCGCCGCCGGCACACCGCGGCGCCGCGCCGUGAAACAAUACUUUUUUAAUACUUGAGUGGUCGAUUUUUGGGUUUGAAUUUAGACUUUGUUGUUGUGUGGUUGCACUUGUUGCACGGGCACGCGGGGCAGGCAGGCAGUGUCGCGGGCGUAGCGCGGAGCCGCACGCGCCGGGCCGGCAGCCGGCAUGCCACGCUAGGAGCAUGAGCAUGCGGCUGCUGCUGCCGCUGCCGCUGCUCAUGCUGUCGCUCAUGCUCGCGCGCCCUGCAGCAGCCGGGAUCUGCUGGUCGGGAAUGGAGCGCGACGGGCGUUGCAGUUCGGUGGCGGCUCUUCGCGUAGGCCGCGCCGAGUGCUGCGCGGGCGGAGCGCGCGCCCCCGCCGCCUGGAGUCCGCGCGACCUGGACAGCGGCGAGAUAUUCUUCUACAAGGCGCUGUCAGGUGGCGUGCCCUGCACCGCCUGCGCCGAAUCAUGCGCAGGCGUGUCGUGCGGGGCGGGACGUCGCUGCGUGGUGCGAGGCGGGCGUGCGCGCUGCGUGUGCGCCGCUGCCUGCCGCCGCGCCGGCGCGGUCUGCGGCAGCGACGGCAAGACGUACCGCUCGCUGUGCCGGUUGAGGCGCAGAGCUUGCCGCCGCGCGUCCAAGCAUCUGUCGCUUGACUACCCGGGGCCUUGUCGAGUGGGUAGUUGCGACGGCGUCCGCUGCGGCGGCGACAAGCGCUGCGUGCUGGACGCCGAGCUCGGCGCACAUUGCGUGCGCUGCGGCGCGUGCAGCGUGGCCGGCGCGCCCGUGUGCGCUGUCGACGGUCGCACCUACGCAGGCGCGUGCGCGUUGCGCCGCGCGGCGUGCGAGCGCGGGAAGGCGCUGCCGCUGGCUUAUAAAGGCUCUUGCAAAGCGAACGCAACUUGCUCCACAAUAUCGUGCAACGCCGGGCAACGAUGCGUCGCGGGCGGCGCGAGUGGCGCGCGGUGCGUGUCGUGCGGUUCGUGUGGAGGAGGCUUGCGGCGAGAGCUGUGCGGGACAGACUCACGGACUUACCCGUCAUGGUGCCGCCUCCAGCGGGCGGCCUGCCACGCCGGCCAAGUCGUCGAUCCGUUGCAUCCUGGGCCUUGCAAAGGGAGCAAAAACAUAACGGAUAUUAGAGUGACUGACGAGCGAAGCGGAGGAGUCGGCAAGCGCGUGCUAUAGUCACAUUUUCUUGCUGCUUCGGUUUAGAUAACCUACGUUUUGUGUUAAUGUCCGUGUCUAAGUUAAUAAUCGAAGCCCAAGAAACGAUCUUGGACGACGGCAUUCUACUGAUUAAGACACCUGAUAAGGAAAGGGACAACUUAGAACCAUGUCUUAGUAGUGACACUGACAUUUCUGGUAAAAAGUUAGUUUGACAUAAGUAACUAAUUCUAUAGUGGCUCAAGACUCCAUUUCGUUCCGAUUUGAUGAAAGGAGGCAGAUACGGUCUCAAUGAGAGGAGCUUCGUUACAGGCUAUCAGCAUGUGGACAUUAACAUUAGAAUGUAGGCAUUUAAUGGCACAUUUUAGUAGUAUUUUGAACUGAUGUCUGUCUACCUAGUAUGUAGUCCGUUUGAUUACUAGAUUCGAAUGAGAUAAGCAUGGUAUGAUUAUGAAUGACGCAACUUAGGUACUGUUUGGUCCAUAGGACGAGUCAAUUUUUUUAGUGUUUAGAACCCAUCAACGAGCUCACUAGCGCCACUGCUAAAUAAUUGUGAUUUAAAUUUAACGAUUGAUAUUUAAAAAAGGGGUCCGCUAUGUACUAUAUGUAUUUUGUAUUUACCUAAGUACCUUUUGAAUACAUUAUAAUAGUUUUUACGUUGCUGGAUUCGUCAAUCUAUACGUCCAAAGUUUAAACGGCCGUUUUUGUUUUGAGUUCAUAGAUCGACGAAUCCAGCAACAUAAAAACUAGUUUGAUGCAUCCAACAGGUACUUAAAUACAAAAUACAGUACGUAGCGACCCCCUUUUUUAAAUAUAUAUCGUUAAAUUUAAAUAAUCACAAUUAUUUAGCAGUGGCACUAGUGAGCACGUUGAUGGGCUCUUCAAAAAAUUCAAAAUACGUAGAUACUUGUAGGAUUAGAUAAUUUUUAUCGAACGAUACAUAUUUCGAACUAUGUAGAUAAAUAAUUCUAUUAGUUUUAAUUAAUACUUACAUAAUUAAAUUUGAGCACCAAAUCGUACUUAAUAUUUAGUCAGAAAUAUACUUAGAAGUGUAGUUAGCACAAAAUUUGGAAUCUUUGUACUAGUGAAAACUCUCUAGUUAAAUUGGAAUUUUCUUCGUCGAUACGACGUAACCGCUAGGGUAAAUUAAAAUAAUACCUUUAUCGGACUGACAAUUAUUCUUAAAAUUUUAUUAACUAAGACUUGAUAUUUUUACUUGACGAGAACGAGGUUUUGACGCUUAUGCAAUAUUUAUUAUUAAGUUAUGAAAUAUUAAGUUUUAGUGCAAUAAUUUUCAUUGAAAAUGGUAUGUAUUCAUGUGUGUAAAUUUUUGUUUUCUAGAAAUGAGUCUAAUUGUCGUGACUACGGUAAAAAUGCAAUUUGGGCAUGUUUAGAGUGUUAAAUCGUUUUCAGUAUUAUAUGUAUUUAAGAUUAUUAGAAUAUUCUUAUUUUCGGAACAUUUUAUGAAUUGGAUGUUAGGUGAUUUUAAUAGACUGUAGAUAAAAAGUAAUUUAUUGUUACUUUUAAAUUAUUUCUAAAAGUUUCCAGCACGUUUUAGACCGCGGGCCAGGAGCAUAUAUCAUCAGACGCAUAUGGUCAUAUGACAUCGCCUCUCGGUUGAUAAUAUGUCAGAUGAUGGUUUAGAUGCUAUCAUGAAUUAAAAUAAUAAUCAGCCGGUUUUAUCGCGGUGGAAAGAACCUCAGCUGGUCAGAUAAACAGGUAAAAAAAUAUAUUUUUUCAGUCAUCGCCUCCCGAUUGAUACUUUGUCAGAUGACAGUUCAGAUUCUAUUAUAAAUUAAAAACCGUCAGCCGAAUGUAUCGCGGUGGAAAGACUGUCAUAAUGUUUUUAACGAAAAAAUUAUAGUUACCUACAUAUCUAGGUAUUUGAAAUAGGUAACUUGUAAGUGUAAGGUCUUUUGGUACAUGUUUAUACAAUACAAAUACAAAUACUCUUAAUCUUAUGUUUGUCAAUACAAAUACUCUUUAUUGCACACCUCAUUACAGAAAACAAUACAAAGAAUACAGAAAAGAAGAGGUUUAACAACAGAUUUAUUUUAAGUACUUACUGCUAUUUAAAUGUAUUGUUACGCCCUGGUAAUCUUAUAGUUACGUGCAUUCAUGUUUUCUUUUAGUGAAAUUAUUCAUUAGGUUUAGAAUCUUCGAUACAAUCAAGUUUUAAUACCAGAUCGCUUAAAGGAAAAAAAUCAUACAACAUUACAUAAAAGUAAAACAAUUGUAAAUUAAUGAUUAAAAUACGUAAUUUAAGAUCUUUUUAUUUUAUUUCACUCCGCUCUUUGAGUAGGUACUUAUAUGUAAAAUCAUUUCUAAGUGUAGGCAACCCUAGCGUUGUACCGUUGCGUUGUGCGCGUUGCGGGGAGCGGUGCGUUGAAGGUCAGUCCAUUAUAUUUUUGUAUAGGUAUCAAAGCGUAGCUAUUUGCGUUUUCGUAAGAUCUGUGAUAAUACUACAUGCAAAGUUUCAUGAUUUUGAUAUCAGUAUCAUAAACAGGAAGGCGGGUUAUUUUCUUACAUGUUCAUUCGACCAGCUGACGGUCUUUCCACCGCGAUACAACCGGCUGACGAUUUUUUGAAUUCACCGUAACAUCUCAACAAUCUUCUGACAAAGUUACAAUCGGCAGGCGAUGACUACAUUUAUUUACUUUUUUUACGUGUUUGGGUGGCUGCCGUUCCUCAUCCCACCAACAGAGCGGUAGCGGCAGCUAACAUCCACGAGGGCUCAUUACACAUCCCCUUUAACCACUUUACGAGGUUUCACCCGGGAUGCUAUUGGUCAUGGAAAUCUGUUCCUGGCUCGCGGUCUAUUUUAUCUUGUUAGAGUAUUCGUAUGUCUCGACGAGUUUAGUGGAUUGACUCUCUUGGCGUCCUGCUUAGCUUUAAUAAGUAACUCGGUUUCUAAAAGCGCGAGUCAACUAGUCCACAUUCUUUCCCCUGCUUGAUUGCGCCACUAUUUUAAGUUUUAAAUCUGUAUUUAUUAAAUUUUAAUUAACACUCCUAUUCGUCCUACUAAAAUGUUGUUAUAAUUUGGUUGCAAGUCCCUAGACAAGCCAAGAUUGAGACACUACACUAGAUUUAUUGUAAUUUGACAUUUGUCACUUGUAUCGAUGGUGUAGUGCAGCGGUCGGCAACCUUUUAGCAGCCAAGGGCCACAUAGUAGUUUUUGUUUAAAUUUAUAUUUCAAUGAAGAAUACUACUACUGUAUUAUUUUAUUUCAAAACAUACAAACAGUUAACUAUUACAUACAAAAUAGCCAGAGAGGCUCGCGGGCCGCCUGUUGCUGACCGCUGGUGUAGUGUGUAAGCUUUUAGUAGAUUUUUUUAGUAAGGCACGAUUUUGUACUAUGCUGAAGAACUGCUCUAUAAUAAUGAACCUUCAGGAAACUGUAAUAAGAUGCUUUAUAACAACUAUGGAGUUUAAAAUUCGUGUCAUACUUUGUGAGGUCAAUUGAUGGUACUUAGAUUGAGAAUGUGGACGUAACUAAUACAUAAUAUAUGACUUAGCUCUUGUCAAUUACUUCCUAGUGCUAAACAAGUUGUUAACUGCACCUGAUAUAAUAAUACUUGUUGUAGUUACUCAUUGCGAACAUUAGAUGAUGUAUAAUAUAUUUGUCCUUGUUGAUUACUUUUCUUGGUCUUCAUAAAUAUUUUACGUGGAG